AUGCAUUUCCGGACAUUCUUCUUGGCCUUGGCCAGCACCGGCACAGCAUUCUGCGCAAUCUGGGAAACCCUCCCACCGACGCCCGCCCUUCCCGCUCCCAUCAGCAACGUCAAAGCCUCCAUAAACGGCGUGCAGCUCUGGUACCAAGAAUACAACAAACCCGCAUCACCGGACAGCAACAACAUCCCCAUUGUCCUCAUCCAUGGCGGCCUCGGCUACUCCGCCUACUUCGGCGCCGUCAUCUCCCGCCUCUCUCAAUCCCACCAUGUCAUCGCCGUCGACCGUCGCGGCCACGGCAGAUCCACCUACUUGCCCAACGACGUCUUCACCUUUCCCCAAUUCGCCCGAGACACCCAAAACCUCCUCCGCUCCCAGUUGAAAAUCUCCUCGUCCUAUUGGGUUGGCUGGUCCGACGGCGCAGCGACCACUCUCGCAGGCUUAUUAGACCCUUCCAUCUCUUCAGACAUUGCCAAAGCGUUCGUCUUCGCCGGCUUCCAAUCCUACAAGGAUACCAACGCGACCUUCACUUCCACACCCAUCUAUCAAGAAUUUGUCUCGCGAUGCGCGAAGGAAUACGCCACGUUACAGCCUCAAGCCAAUUUCACCGAUUUCGCCACCCGGGUCGCCACCUUGGAAGGUACGAUGCCUAAUUGGAGCGAUGCGGAUCUUGCUCGGAUUUCGGAUGGUUCCAAGGUGAUGAUUGUGGGUGCCGAGCACGAUGAAGCGGUAAAUUUGGCGGUACAUGGACAUCUGGCCAAGGUGAUUGCGGGGAGUACGUUGAAAGUGUUGACGCAGGUUUCGCAUUUUGCGCCUGUCCAAGAUCCGGGUCAGUUUGCGAGCGCGGUCGAGGAGUUUGUGAAGGCUUGA
This is a messenger RNA of Sphaerulina musiva SO2202, 867 nucleotides long. RefSeq names its product alpha/beta-hydrolase. The coding region runs from base 1 to 867 and encodes 288 amino acids. The transcript has a single exon. NCBI's taxonomy places the organism in Eukaryota, Fungi, Ascomycota, Dothideomycetes, Mycosphaerellales, Mycosphaerellaceae. The record is from RefSeq and is a predicted model, not a curated record.